Messenger RNA from Periophthalmus magnuspinnatus, 2471 nucleotides. It is a transcript of the gene mblac1, whose product is annotated as metallo-beta-lactamase domain containing 1. NCBI's taxonomy places the organism in Eukaryota, Metazoa, Chordata, Actinopteri, Gobiiformes, Gobiidae. The coding region runs from base 16 to 684 and encodes 222 amino acids. The record is from RefSeq and is a predicted model, not a curated record. The transcript has 2 exons.
UGUUAUGGAGCAAGCAUGAAGCCUAACCACUUCCCCGGACUGUCUCUGACCGAGUGCGGGCUUGUAUUCCCGGGCCAGCCCUACUCCGCCUGCGUGCUCAAAGCGGGCUACAGCGUGGCCCAACCGGACGGGACUUUCAAAGCGGACGGGACGAUCACACUGCUCACGGGGCCCCGAAACAUCCUGGUGGACACCGGCGGACCGUGGGACCGAGACUUCCUGCUGGGGAGCCUGGAGGAGCGGGGGCUGAGCGCGGGAGACAUCAACGUGGUGGUGGGGACGCACGGACACUCGGACCACGUGGGGAACCUGGGCCUGUUCCCCGGGGCGCUGCUGGUCGUGGGGUUCGACGUGUGCAGGGGGGACACGUACGUGGAUAGUGGAUUAGCGCGCGGGGAGGCAUACUGCGUGGACGAGCAUAUCAGCAUCAUACCCACCCCGGGCCACAGCGGGCAGGAUGUGAGUGUCAAGGUGAGGGGGACCGCCAGUGGGGAACUGCUGGUGGCCGGGGACCUUUUUGAGAACUACCAGGACGAGUCAAGCUGGAGAGAACUGAGCCUGAACCCUGCACUACAGCAGCAGCACAGACAGAGGGCAUUACAGACCGCUGACAUCAUCAUCCCAGGACACGGUCUACCCUUCAGAGUAACCCGAGGGGCUCAGGAACCACAGGAGGCGUCGUGAGCCAUGAGAAAGGAGUGUGGGUGGCAUGGUGGCAUAGUGGUUGGUACUCAUGCUUCACAGCAAGAAGGGCACAGGUUCAAUUCUUAGACCAGAUGCCAUUAUAUGUGCGAUUUCCAUCCAGGGUCGUUCACAAGUACAAUAGGACUCCUUUAGUACAAGGAUUCACUCACCAAAUGUGAUUUUGAGUAUCAAGUUUUUGAAUAUAAAUAGCGAUUACAAUAAAUUGUUUUUAAAGGACUAAUCUGCAUUAUUUACAUUGGCAUUGAAACAUGCUCUUGAGUACCUUUGGCAUUACAUGUUUUAGAACUUCAAAUAAUGACAAUAAUCUAUAGAACCAGACAUUAUUUUCCUAGUUAGGCACUUCCCAUACUGGAAUCUAGGGUAGCAGAGGGAAUUUCCUUCAGAAACAUAGUGAACCUUGGUUUCACCUUAAUGGUCUAUAUUGGUGUCAUGUUUUUAGACAUUUUGGAAACCAGCCCAAACCCCAACUGAUUGAACUAAUCCUCCUGUAUAAAAGGCUGCUGGAGUUAUUUCAAAACACAGUUUAUUGAAACUAUUACCACAUAUUGUUACUUAUUCCCAACCUGGUUCAGGACAGAUUGAUUUGUGUGUCAUUUUGAAUUGAGUUCUAUACAUUAUCAAUCUGGCAUGCCUCUCACUGAAAGUGAUUGGAAAAUGUCAUGACAAUUAGUUGAAUCUUGAUUGGUCUAAGUCUCACAACAGUGGAACAAGCUGAAAAAUGUAACUUUUGUUACACCCAGUUGAGAUCUUCCCUGUCCACAAAUGCACAAAGUGCUUACCUUCUGCUCAUUUUGCACAAACAAAAUAGUCCAUAUUGACACUAAAAUAGACUGAAGUAGGUCUUUCUGCAUUGCCCUGUUUGUUUAGGUAUGCUUUUGGCUUCCACACAAACCUCAAUGCUGCUCUGUGAUUGGUCUGCCCGCCCGAUUAGCCUUACAACAGAUCCAUGCAAAGAUGAACUCUCAUUAGUUUGUGAAAUCACAAAUAUCACGAGAAUCCAUUUUGCUCGGCAAGAUUAGUUAUUUCUCCAUGAUCUAUAGUUUCUCCAUAAUCACCCAGUGCACCUUUGCCUCACUUUAGCAGCAGACCGGAUUGUCACAUGAUUUGAUUGGGAGGUUUUGAAUUUUCCAACAACUGGCUCUGUAUCAACUCAACAUGCCACUCCAAACAUAAGGUAUACGCCCAAUUUUUACCCAAAUACAAAAAAUAUAUUCAUCAUUUAGAAAGACUUAUAAUAUACCAAAACUAGUCAAAGUUGUAAGAAAAUAUUUAGAUUUUGAGAACUUUUAUCUAAAAUUAGAGAAAUCCUCCUCCAUAGUCUCAUUUCAUGAUUCACCUGGGAUAAAGGGCAUCUAUCAGCUAAUAACUUUGUUCCAUGUCAAAGUCUAAAGCACUAGUAGAUCAUUUAUUGCGCGGUGAGAUGCCGAGGGGGGCGCGUAUGACUCCGCGUAUGACACUGUAGUACUUUACGCGCUGUACGCAGCGCGUACGCAGCGCGCGCACAGCAAAGAGCAGGAGAGAGUGAACAGAUCGUGACACAGGGCAGUGAACAAGAAACACUUUUGCUAAAGAGACACUAUGGAAAAUAUUUUAACAGGAAUGAAAAGAAAGGCGGAUAUAGACGGAGGUAAAGUCACCCGAAAAAUAAGACGAGGAAGUCUGAUGAAGCGUAUUUAGCACUUGGCUUCACCGUGACUCCGGUGGGACACGAGGACAGACCGGUGUCUGCUGUGGCAGCGGACAGUAUGAAGCCAAAUAAGUUAAGG